Prunus persica (peach) is the source of this 2703-nucleotide messenger RNA. RefSeq names its product beta-galactosidase 13. The record is from RefSeq and is a predicted model, not a curated record. The transcript has 18 exons. Lineage: Eukaryota; Viridiplantae; Streptophyta; Magnoliopsida; Rosales; Rosaceae. Bases 91 to 2466 code for a protein of 791 amino acids. Gene Ontology annotation, cellular component: vacuole; cell wall. Gene Ontology annotation, molecular function: carbohydrate binding; beta-galactosidase activity. Gene Ontology annotation, biological process: carbohydrate metabolic process.
GAGGGGGACGAGGGGGACGAUCUGGUAGCUGAAAAGGGAGGGAAGAAGCAGCUAGAAGUUGGCGAGGUGACAUAUGAUGCCAGGUCCCUCAUGAUCAAUGGAAGACGGAAGCUUUUCUUUUCGGGUUCUAUUCAUUAUCCGCGGAGCACGGUGGAAAUGUGGCCUGAUCUUCUCAAGAAGGCUAAACUGGGAGGUUUGAAUGUGAUCGAAACUUAUGUCUUUUGGAACCUUCAUGAGCCUGUGAAAGGCAAGUUCAAUUUCGAGGGCAAUGCCGAUUUGGUGAAGUUCAUUAGGCUGGUACAGGAGCACAAAAUGUAUGUCACCCUUAGGGUUGGCCCAUUCAUCCAAGCAGAAUGGAACCAUGGAGGGCUUCCAUAUUGGCUGAGGGAGGAACCCGACAUCAUAUUCCGUUCGGAUAAUCCAUCAUACAAGCACCACAUGGAGACGUUCGUAACGAAAAUAAUUGCGAUGAUGAAACAUGAGAAGCUAUUUGCUCCACAGGGAGGUCCAAUCAUCUUAGCACAGAUUGAAAAUGAGUACACUCAUGUCCAACUUGCAUAUAAAGAAUUGGGAAACAGUUAUAUACAGUGGGCAGCAAAUAUGGCACUGUCGCAGAAUGCCGGCAUACCAUGGAUCAUGUGCAAGCAGAAGGAUGCUCCUGAUCCAGUGAUUAAUACUUGCAAUGGAAGGCACUGUGGAGAUACUUUUACAGGCCCUAAUAAGCCCCACAAGCCUACUCUGUGGACUGAGAAUUGGACUGCUCAGUACAGAGUAUUUGGUGACCCUCCUUCACAAAGAUCAGCAGAAGACAUUGCAUUUUCAGUUGCGCGUUUUUUCUCAAAGGACGGAACCCUAACCAACUACUAUAUGUACCAUGGUGGGACAAAUUUUGGAAGAACAAGUGCUAUUUUCACAACAACUCGCUACUAUGACGAAGCUCCUCUCGAUGAAUAUGGUUUAAAAAGGGAGCCUAAAUGGGGUCACCUCAAGGACUUGCACAGGGCUUUGAGUCUAUGCAAGAAGCCUUUAUUUGCAGGAACUCCUGGAGUACAAAGGUUGGGGAAAGAAACAGAGGCUCGUUUCUAUGAGAGACCUGGGACAGACAUAUGUGUUGCUUUCUUGGCAAACAACCACUCUACAAUUGAAACAACUGUGAAUUGGCGUGGCCAGGAAUAUUUCCUGCCACCACAUUCUAUUAGCAUCCUCCCUGAUUGCAAGACUGUGGUCUUCAACAGUCAACAGAUUGUAUCACAGCAUAAUUCAAGGAACUUUGUUCGAUCGAAGGCUGCUAACAAAUUUAACUGGGAGAGGUUUUCAGAACCCAUUCCAACCACCGUGCAAAUCCCAGUCAACCAAAAGAGUCCACAGGAACUGUACCACUUGCUAAAAGAUGCCACAGACUAUGGAUGGUUCACCAGUAGCCUUGAGCUGGGUCCAUAUGACUUGCCAAUGAAGGAAAGUAUUCGCCCAGUUUUACGAAUUCCAAGUCUUGGUCACGCAAUGAGUGUAUUCGUCAAUGGUGAAUUUGUUGGAACGGAACAUGGAAGCCAUGCGGAGAAGGGUUUUGUUUUUGAGAGACCUGUUACAUUCAAGCAAGGGGUCAACCACAUAUCACUGCUUUGCAUGACAGUGGGACUCCCAGAUAGUGGAGCCUACAUGGAGCACAGAUAUGCAGGACCCCGUACCAUAACAGUCCUGGGAUUGAACACCGGGACAAUCGAUCUCUCACAAAAUGGCUGGGGGCAUAGGGUUGGCCUGAAUGGUGAAAAUCUCCAAGUGUUCACCAAGAAGGGAGCACAAAAAGUCCAAUGGACUAAAGCAGCUGGGAAAGGAAGGGCUCUCACAUGGUACAAGACAAAUUUUGAGGCUCCUGAAGGGAAAGACCCCGUUGCUAUCCGGAUGGCUGGUAUGGGCAAAGGGAUGAUUUGGGUGAAUGGUAAAAGCAUAGGCCGGCACUGGAUGUCCUUCCUCUCUCCUCUUGGACAGCCUACCCAAUCCGAGUACCACAUCCCAAGAGCCUUCAUUGAGCCAGGUCAAAAUUUCCUUGUUGUAUUGGAGGAGCAGGAGGCUGACCCCAAAGAUAUUGAGAUCCUGACCGCCAACAGAGACACCAUCUGUGCCAUAAGCACAGAGAUGCAUCCUCCACACGUGAAGUCGUGGGAGAGAAAGGGCGGCGAGCUCAAAACCGUUGGACCUGUCUCCGGAGCCAGUGCUCAGCUCAUGUGUCCAAACUUGAAAAAGAUUGUUGGUGUGGACUUUGCAAGCUUUGGCACUCCUGAGGGCAUGUGCGGAGCCUACAAACCUGGCAAAUGCGACUCUCCGGCAACCAGGAAGGUUGUUGAAGAGCAUUGCUUGGGACAGACUUCAUGUACAGUCCCUGUGGACCCCAAGCUUUUCUUCAAAGCUGAUCCUUGCCCAGAUAUCAACAUCAAGACACUUGCUAUCCAAGUAACUUGUGCCCUUUAAGGGGUUCAGAGAGUUUUAUAGAGAACUUUUUUGGGGUGAUCGAUUGUCGUCGUGCAUUGAAGUGAAGAUCCUGCAGCUAGAUUUGUGAAGAUCCUAGAAGCUCAAAUCUGUUCUUUGUGGUAAUUUAGUUCUCAUAAACAUGUAUCCAGAUUUUUCUUUUUGUGAUGUUCAUUCAUAAAUAUAGAGGCUGACUUAGUCAGUCAUUCAUUUUCUUUAUGCAAAUCUUUCCCAAGUUGC